This is a messenger RNA of Pelobates cultripes (western spadefoot toad), 1155 nucleotides long. The record is from the annotation of a GenBank genome assembly. NCBI's taxonomy places the organism in Eukaryota, Metazoa, Chordata, Amphibia, Anura, Pelobatidae.
AUGCACCCCUCACCAACCUCAUCGCACUACCAGACAACCCUGAGGGGGAUCCGAUGCCCGGGCGCACAACCCACAUUAACCCAAACGACAACCCCAAGGGAACACAACCCCACGACUACUAACCUAAUGCCAACAUCCAUACGCUGUGUCUCCAUCAACGCUAAAGGGUUAAACUCCCAUAACAAGAAACACAACAUCCUCAGAUGGGAACGCAAACAAAAUAUCGACAUCCUCCUCAUCCAAGAAACACACUUUACAACCCACUGCACAUUUCCCCUCACAAACAGAUACUACACACAAAAUGUUAAUGUUCCUUCCCCAGACACCAAGACUAAAGGUGUUGCAAUCGUCUUGAAAACAAGCUGUCCCCUAGCAGACAUCACCUGCACGAAAGACCCACAGGGCCGAUGCAUCACGAUACAAGGGAAAAUCUGAACAAUAGCAUAUGCCUUCUCAUCAGUAUAUGCACCCACAACGCCGGAUGCAUCAUUCUGGCAACAACUAGCAACCCACCUCAACACCUUUUCCACCACAUGCCUCAUAGUAGGAGGCGACUGCAAUGCUAUACACACACCCACCAUAGACAGAACACCACUCAACCCGGCACGCAUCCCCCCAUCCCAGAAUGACACUCUCUUCUCCCAAUUCUUAGCCUCACAGAACCUAAUCGACAUUUGGAGGGCGCAACACCCGUCCACCACAGACUUUACAUUCUACUCACACCCACAUGGAUCGUAUUCACGCAUAGAUCACUUCCUAAUCUCCCCAAACCUAGUACCCCAGAUCACCAACUCAGACAUCGGCCCAAUCUCCUGGUCCGAACAUGCCAAGAUAGCAAUCACUAUAACCUUACCGACAAUACAUAAACACUGGACGUGGCGUCUAAAUCCACUGUUACUACACGACAAACUGAUCAGGCACAAAAUAGCCAAAGCAAUCAAAGAGUACUUCGAAAUGAACUCUCCCACGGCAAUCACACCCAUGUCCCUAUGGGCCGCACAUAAGGCAGUCAUCAGAGACACUAUCAUUAGCCUAGCCACAUACAAAAAAAACAAGAGCAAACAACAAAUAAACAAAGCAAUGGCAAAAUUACGCCACCUGGGAACCGAUCACAAAAAACACAGCACCUCCACCACACUGACGGAACUGAAGUGA